Messenger RNA from Biomphalaria glabrata, 6012 nucleotides. RefSeq lists its product as uncharacterized. The coding region runs from base 390 to 2693 and encodes 767 amino acids. NCBI's taxonomy places the organism in Eukaryota, Metazoa, Mollusca, Gastropoda, Planorbidae. The record is from RefSeq and is a predicted model, not a curated record. The transcript is spliced from 13 exons.
CGGCCAGUAUCGAUCUGAUGAUACUGUAGCAGUCCAUCAAUUCACACAUGUUUCAUGUAGGUACCGAGAAAGAGAGCGGGAACUCGCAUCCAUUUAUUCCUUUCUUACAGCUAGUGACUGAGGAUACGCCGAGUUGUUGAAUGUUUAUUUCGGAACCACAAUGACAAUAGAUGAUACCAUAAACAGAUUUGUUCAAGUUCAAGGACGAACAAUAUCCUUCGGUUUUCUCUGUGUAAGGAUUUAAUUUAAAAAAAAAAAAGCAAGUGUUAUUUAAAAAAAAAAUCUUUCAUUUUCACGAGAUUAAUUCAAAACUGUUUCGAGGUGGACUCUAAUUACAUGUAGAUUAACUGCCAGUAACACAGACAUUGACGUGAGCCUCACACGCUGUCAUGACACUGUCAAGAACUUGCCACCGUUGUGCCCGUCCCCUGAUUGGAUUCCAUUACUCCUGCCUGACACUUAUCCUAGCUGUCACUGUCUGGACAGGCGCUGCAGUCAACUUACAAGAGGCCAACAAAUCUCCUAUUGUGUUCAUUGAUCUAGACGAGGGCGCCUCACAGUUCCGCCCUGGCCUGAACACUCUGAAGAAUGAGGUGAAGAACACCCUGAGCAAAGGCAAAGGUUACAUCAAGGCGUCGCCAGCCGCGGCCCCCAGCAGCACCACCAGCACCACUGCCAAGACCACUGACGUCACCUUCGAUGACGACGACCUCUUCGCCUCGGGCUCCGGCUCCGGCUCUGGUGACGACGGAGGUAAUGCCAGCGAGGCCAACGGCAGAUUGACGCCCACGGAGUCGACUGCUUACUUUCAGGUCAACUCGACCUCCGCGACAACGGAAGCAAGUAUUGACCUGUUCAGUAUAGAAGAAGGUGGCACCGAACAUGCCAUCAACAUCACAGGGGACGAGAAGAAUGUGGUGAUAGACAAACGUGACAACAACAUCAACACCAACAACGUGGUGGUGGACCACACCUUCAUCGACAGCGACAUCAGCGACGACGUGAAUGGCGUGGACGAGGUGGACGAGGAUGCGAUCUACGACCUACCGCCUGCCACACCCGUCACGUCCAACCAAAUCCUUAAUUUUGCUUCCUGGGGCCAGUGGUCCGACUGGUUCAUCAUCGGGGCCACGUCCAAGAUAAGGAUACGCUCCUGCCUGGUGGAUGGUGGCCGUGAGACUAGUGAGGUGGCCUGCGACGGUGUUAGGGUGCAGCUUAAAUCCUGUGAGAGCGGACACGGUGACCGUUGUGGAAAGGUCCAAAACAUCAGCACAAACUCGGACGGAAACUGUGUGCAGACAUCCAGGCCGAAGACAAGGGAAGGCGUCGUUAAACCGCCACCUCCACAGCCUCCCCCAGCGCCCCAGACUCCGCCCACGGAGAAGCCGGAUCCAGGCGUGUGCCACUACUCCCUGUUCGACAACUACCGCCAGAAGUACGUCAUCAGCCGCUGGAACCUGACGGAGCUGAUGAUGAAGAGCAAAGUGAAGAGAUGGUGUGACCGAAAGACUGGACAGUACACGGUCAUGACGUCACCGGAAGACCACUGUAGGCGUUAUUACAAAGAUCUGUGUAAGGUUUCUGACAGAUGUCAUGCCAACAAACCAACUAAAGAGAGAGGAGAUUUCGCUGAAGGGUGUUGGAGAAACAUGGUUUACAGUGAAAUGCUCCCAGUUGGCUUAUCCGGCAAACAAAGCGCUAUUUACCUCAUAUGCCAGAGAUUUGCGGCCCAGAGCAGGAUGGGUAAAUUAUUUGGUUAUAAGGAAACCCAAUUCGGCACACUGUUUGAUACAAACUUGCGAUCGCCGCUUGUUGCCAUAAAUAAAAUCACCAGACUUGGGGACGAAACCUGGCCCAUGACUGACUACUUCAUAGAACAUGGUCUGGUGGAGAACGAGUCGAAUAUGCUGUGGCUCUUUAAGAAGCCAAGGAAGGGCAUGUUGACACUGCUCGACCUUGACCGUUGCCAGGACGACCAGAGUUGUGACGUGGGCUUGAGGCAGACUUUGCCUCAUGAUUACGUAGACCAUGGCGAUACAGGCUACACUCCAACACACUUGAUGUGGCCUGAGCUGAUGCCAAACGAACCAGGUCCUAAGGUAGCCACAUUCACAAUGACCAACAUGGCACCGAUGUUGUCCAAUUUAUUUGAAGAUUGGCAUAAAACGGUGAAGAAAGUUCGUCAGUUUGCCAUAGAGAAGUGUGGCGUACCUGUGGUGGUGGACUAUAGUGUCAGACAUAUGGGAGAGUUCAGCAGUCACAGGGCUAACCAAUCUGCCUUGUACUUAGUCUCAGGGCAAAUGCCAAGCGUGGAUCCAUUAGUGACCACCGGUCGUGGGAUCCCCGUGCCCUUCAUGUUCUGGAUGGCCGGAUGCUGUGUCCAGCAACACUUGACCAUUGAAGCGUCCAUCUCAAGUGUGACGGACUACGAUGCCGACCACAACGUCAGUAGCAGCGACACCCACAUCAACAUCACACACAAAGAGGCGCCGAAGAUUGUCAUUUCGGGUUUCGCUGUGUACAUCCGAAACGCCCCAGAUAAUCACGUGAUACCAGCACCCAUUCUCCAGCUAGAAAUGCUUCUGCAAGACAUGUCGAAAAGCGGCUCCAUCGAGGGUGAGGUGGCGCUCUUCCCGGGAAAUAACGGAGCCUGUGGAGACCUGAGGAAUGACGUUUCCAAAUGGUUCCAAUAAAAACUGUGUCUGGGUUGUGACCAACAAAACAAAAAGAAAUUGUUGAUAUUUUAAAUGUUCAGUUAGUGAUGAAAAUCAUCAUUUAUUUAAAUACAUUUCCGACUUUUUUCCAAUUCUGGCAUCAGUGGAUGUCAUAGAGUCUGAAGUAUUUCAUUGAAACAUUAGAGCACACACUCACUGUUAUUCCACAUUGUCUCUUGACUAUAUUGCCAUAUUUGAUACAAAGUCUUUUCAUAUGAAGUGUAGUGAACUUCUUUUUUAUUGUCUCUAGACUUUCAGACCCGGGGCCCACUUUAGUGCCACACUGCAUCCAUGUAAUACGAAGAUUUGAACUCUGCCUGUAUGUCGCAGCUUUGGCUUGUAUAACUAUUUGACAAUCUCAUUGUGCGGUGUGCGAUGCAUUCAAUUAUUGAUUUGAAAUAUCUCUUCAUCUUGCUACUCUUGAUAUUUACAUUGUGUUCAUAAUUUUAUUUUCAUUGUCAGCUUGGGCCACGCGGGCCUGUUCCGGCCCGCAGUUGUUUCAUCAACACAAUUUGUGAUUCAUUCGUGUACAUAGAACAUUGUGUGUGUGUAUCUUCAAAAGUAUUAUUAAUACUUUCAUAUGUAGCAUUAGAGAGACCCCCAUCCCCCUAGGAUAUGAUGCCCUAGCCCCAUCGUUUUACCCAGCGUUAGUCCGGCCCUGCUUUCUUAACAGGGUAUAAUGUGUUUCAUCAUAGUCUGUGUAUGUUUGCCUUGAUUUUGACACGUAUUAUAAUAAACCACAUAAUACUUUGACCAAUGUUAUGCUUAUGUGGUUUUUUGGGUCAUUGUUUAUUAAUGUGUAUUUUUAAAAGUUCAUUUCAAUAACUAAAUUAAUGAUAUAUACUUUUUUUUAUAGUAUGCUGAAUAAACAUGCUACAAUCGCAAGGCGCUACUUAAAACUGUAAAAGCAACAUAAAUUUAACAUUGCAUAAUUUAAAAGACCAUUCCACCUUUACGAAAGUAGAUGCUUUAUGUAAAAGUGAUUACAUUGUCUUUAAUAACUACUAGAUGCAGAAACUGAAACAUUUUGUACUCCGCUCCGAUUCCCCCCCCCCUCCCAUUUCCAACAAAAAAAUGUCCUUGUUAAGCGCAUGUAUAAAUCUAUUCAGAGCAUAUACAUUUUAGUUUGGUGGUGCAGAUUCAAACAUCGAAAGUCAGUAGCCUAGAGUUUAGUCUAGACUAGAAUACUUAAUAUAGAUCUAUGGUGUGGAAGGUUCUAGUCGGGUGAUAGACCUAUAGAUCAAGACUCAGAAGACGCCGCGCAAAAUGUUCCUGGACGUGUGUGUGUUCAAGAUAGAGAUUGUCUAGACCAACUUUACAUUUAAGAAUAUUAUUUUUUUUCAAAAAAUUCAUGGAUAUACAUAGACUGUUAGAUUUCUGGGCAAAUCGUUAGAACCGUUUUCGACAUCGGUGUCUGGGUUACCCAAAUUUUUGUUUUUUGACCCGCCAUAAUGAAUUAGCCAGCUGAUAAGAGGGAGCGUUAAACCUUAAUUAAAGUUGAAUAUUAUGCAGAUGCAUUGUGUUGAUUAACGAAUCAAACACAAGGUUUGGGAUGUAACUUACUAAUUAUGAUGUCAUCUUAGUUAACAACUCGGAGAAGAUAAGGGACAUGACUCCUUAGGACAAAGAAGCAUAACUCAUAUAAUACAUCUAUCAAUGCGUAGUACAUCUAAGGCUUUAUGCAUAAGAAAAUACGAAAAAUAUAUUUAAAAAAAAAAAGGAAAUCAUGAUCUAAACCUAAGUUUGAAGACUUUUAAACAAGUGAAUUUCGAAGGACCUUUUGAUACAAAGACUUGGAACCAAUAUGAAUGUUUGAAACUUUAGAGAUGUUGUUUCUAAGAUUUAGUUUAGUUAUAGCUAGGAAUAAAACACUGAAACUAUCAGGAUAAUAAAUAUACAGACUCAUAAAAUAAAUACCUAAUAUAUUUUCAUAAUCAAUACUACAUAUUACUGUGCAAGGCUGUAAACUCUAUGACUAUAGGGUAAGCUAUAUUAUAGAAUAGGUAUGACAAAAUUCAUUUUCCUUGCAUAGCCUUUUUAUCAAAUCUUUUUUUGUUCAGAAUUCUCCUUCGCUAGAUAAAAAUAUACUUGUAAGUGCCAUAGGCUGCAAAUCGAAUCUUAUGUUGAUUGGCGUUUCUUGUAAAAAGCAUUUUAAAACAAGUUAACAAAACACAAUAGAGUCAAAAGCUCUAGCUCAAUGAGCCACGAUCACAACAGAAACAUAUAGGCUUCGAUGACGAUAGUAUAUUUAAUAAUUGAUAUAAUAAUAUCUAGCAGCUUGCGUGGGUUAGAACUUCACGUAUAUUCUUUUUAUGCGGACGAUCCUACUUUUUAAAACAGCGCUUGUUAAGUCAAAGCAACGGUCCAGUACAUUGCGUUUCCUUCUAGUUUUAAGAUAAUUUAUAGGUAAAUCUUCAGUUUUAACAGUUUCUUGAUUGUAAAAAUAUUCAGAAACCCUGUUACACAAAAUUCAAAUAAGAAGAAAUGGACGUGAAAUUGUUUGUAUGUGUCUCGUUAAAACUUGAUUAGACGUUGUUUCUACUUGGUGUCAAGGAGUCAAUCAAAAAGACAAUUAUAAAUAAUGAUUCAUUAGUUCCUCCUGAAAAAGGAGAAGAUUUGCUGGAGUAUUAUAAACUAGACGACGUACAAAUAGUCACGUCUAGGAACAAAAGAAUUUAUGUUGAGUUGACAUUAAAUUAUUUGUUCAUUUGUAUGUAUUUACUUUCAUAUGGAAAUAAAACAAACAUCAUUUUCUUUAGCAUAAUUUUUUUUUUAUUUCUAAAAACCCUAGUUCAAAACAAAAGUUUGAUUUUUGAUGUUAUCAAUAAACAUCGUACGUAGACUAAAACAAAUUAAAAUUAGAAAUUUAAAAAAAAAGAACGAAACCAAUUAGUUUUUACAGUUUUUAAUUAGAAAUGAUUCAAAGUAGAAUAAAAUUAACUUCUAGAAUUUCACUAUCAUGUAAGCUUAAGAAAUUGACGUUGAAGACUUCAUUCUAGUUGGUGAAGUUUCAAUGACUGCUAUGGAGUACAUCGACUAAGACAGAACAUCUAAACGCAACUCAGUCAACACUGUAGAUCGAGAUAAUUUACUCCCCAUUGAUGUGAACGCUGACUGGUACAUAAUAUUGUUUCGUUAAAAGAUCGGGUUGAUUUUUUGUGUCAUAUCUAAAUAUAGAGACUAAAUUAUUGCUCUUUAAAAACACAUUUGUCAGGUUUCUUUAAUAAUGAAAGUCUGAGAUUUGACUUGUGAAACCGUUCAAAUUGUUUCUAUACUUUUUUAAAUCAAGUUUUUAACG